CAAAGCAGAUGGAAAAGAUGGAGGAGAAAGGCAACCAUGUUGCAAGGAAAAAGGGAGGCUUGGUCACAAUGCCCUUCAUCUUUGCUAAUGAGAUUUGUGAGAAGUUGGCUGUGGUGGGUUUCAAUGCUAAUAUGAUUAGCUACUUGACAACACAACUUCAUAUGCCAUUAACCAAAGCAGCCAACACCCUCACCAACUUUGGUGGCACUGCGAGCUUGACCCCCUUGCUUGGUGCCUUCCUUUCUGAUGCCUACGCUGGCCGCUUCUGGACUAUAACUAUUGCUUCCAUUAUUUACCAGAUUGGCAUGAUUAGCUUGACGGUAUCGGCAGUACUUCCCCAACUAAGGCCUCCGCCGUGCCAACACAACCAAGUGUGCACAGAAGCCGACGGGGGACAGCUUGCAAUUCUGUAUGCAUCUCUUUUACUAGGUGCACUCGGGUCGGGCGGGAUCCGACCCUGUGUCGUGGCAUUCGGAGCGGACCAGUUUGACGAGACGGACCAGAAGCAAACCACCAAGACAUGGAAUUAUUUCAACUGGUACUAUUUUGUGAUGGGGGCAUCUAUAUUACUGGCUGUGACAGUGCUUGUGUAUAUCCAGGACAAUAUAGGAUGGGGUUGGGGACUUGGAAUUCCAACUAUAGCCAUGUUUAUCUCAAUUAUUAUAUUUAUGGUCGGGUACCCGCUUUACCGGAACUUGGAUCCGGCUGGGAGUCCGUUUACCCGGUUGAUACAAGUGUCCGUGGCUGCCUACAAGAAGAGAAAGCUGCCUUUGGUGUCUGAUCCUAGAUUGCUGUAUCAGAAUGACGAACUUGAUGGCCCUAUUUCUCUGGGUGGGAAGCUUCUUCAUACUAAACACAUGAAAUUUCUUGACAAGGCGGCCAUUGCGACUGAGGAAGACAAUCUCAAGUUACCAAACCUAUGGAGGCUGAACACCGUUCAUCGUGUGGAAGAACUCAAAUCUGUGAUUAGAAUGGGACCUAUAUGGGGAUCAGGGAUACUCCUCAUCACAGCCUAUGCCCAACAAAACACUUUCUCACUCCAGCAAGCAAAAACCAUGGACAGGCACCUCACGAAGUCCUUUGAAAUCCCAGCAGGCUCCAUGAGUGUCUUCAACAUAGUCACCAUGCUGUCCACAAUCGCAUUUUACGACCGCCUCUUCAUACCCUUUGCCAGGAAGCUCACAGGGCUCGACAGAGGCAUCACAUUCCUUCACAGAAUGGGAAUUGGCUUUGUCAUUUCAAUACUGGCUACACUGGUUGCUGGGUUCGUCGAAACGAAGCGAAAAAAUGCAGCUUUUGCUCAUGGGCUUGUAGAUCAGCCUCAUUCCAUAAUCCCCAUUUCAGUGUUUUGGCUCAUCCCUCAGUAUAGCCUUCAUGGGAUGGCUGAGGCAUUUAUGUCAAUUGGGCACCUCGAGUUUUUCUAUGACCAGGCACCAGAAAGCAUGAGGAGCACUGCUGCUGCGCUGUUUUGGACUGCAAUCUCUGCUGGAAAUUAUGUGAGCACUCUUUUGGUGUCCCUGGUGCACAAGUUUAGUGCUGGGCCUAAUGGAUCAAAUUGGCUGCCAGAUAAUAAUCUAAACAAGGGGAAGUUAGAAUACUUCUACUGGGUGCUCACAUUAUUGCAAGUUAUAAAUCUGAUUUACUACAUAGUCUGUGCCAAAAUGUACACUUUUAAGCCCAUUCAGGUCAUCAAGAAAGAAGCUGCUGAGUCUGAAGAGAAGGGCGUAGAGCUUGUCAAUCGCGUUUAGUUGGCUUUUUAAUUAAUUAAUCAAUUAGUGCUUAGGUAGGCAGUCACCACUGGUCAUAGUUUAGUGUAAAGAAAAUGAGGAGAAUGUCUACUUUGAAUAAUAAAUUAUAGAUUCUCUGAGUCUUCCAGCUUGUAUGAUCAAUUCUCUGUAUAUUAGAUCUUGGAAGCACACGAAAUUCAAACAUGUGCUUCUACUCAUCU
Prunus mume (Japanese apricot) is the source of this 1948-nucleotide messenger RNA. RefSeq names its product Major facilitator superfamily protein. Gene Ontology annotation, cellular component: membrane. Gene Ontology annotation, molecular function: transmembrane transporter activity. The record is from RefSeq and is a predicted model, not a curated record. NCBI's taxonomy places the organism in Eukaryota, Viridiplantae, Streptophyta, Magnoliopsida, Rosales, Rosaceae. Gene Ontology annotation, biological process: transmembrane transport.